This is a messenger RNA of Medicago truncatula (barrel medic), 3188 nucleotides long. RefSeq names its product protein DEFECTIVE IN EXINE FORMATION 1. The record is from RefSeq and is a predicted model, not a curated record. The coding region runs from base 239 to 2860 and encodes 873 amino acids. The transcript has 13 exons. Gene Ontology annotation, molecular function: protein binding. Lineage: Eukaryota; Viridiplantae; Streptophyta; Magnoliopsida; Fabales; Fabaceae.
AAACAAAAAAAAGACAAUUUAGAGAGUCCAAUUUGCGUCGUCCCCUUUCUUUGAUACUGGUUUGAAACUGUAAAUCCAAAGAGCAUUGGAUCGGAGUCAAUGCUAAACCCUUUCUACUUCAAUUCUAGUUAGGGUUUUCGAUUUCACACAAUCCAAUGCUCAAUUGAUCAUUACCCAACUCCACCAAAUCAAUUUUCAAUCCUUCAAUUUGGCGUAACCAAAUCCCUAAUUUGUUCUUAUGAAACCCUUUUCAUCAACAAAUCUUCUUCUUUUUCUUCUUCUACUCUGCACUUUUUCAUCCUCCGUUUUCGCAGAGGAGGAUGCCAAGAAGAAUAAUACAUUCCGAGAACGUGAAGCCACCGAUGAUGCACUCGGAUACCCAGAAAUAGAUGAAGAUGCUUUGGUGAAUUCGAAAUGUCCAAUGAAUUUGGAGUUAAGAUGGCAAACGGAAGUUAGUUCUAGUGUUUAUGCAAAUCCCUUGAUUGCUGAUAUUAACAGUGAUGGGAAGCUUGACAUAGUGGUUCCCUCUUUCGUUCACUACCUUGAAGUUCUAGAGGGCACCGAUGGAGACAAAAUGCCAGGCUGGCCUGCUUUCCACCAAUCGACUGUGCAUUCUAGUCCACUUCUAUAUGACAUAGACAAAGAUGGCGUGAGAGAAAUAGCUUUGGCAACCUACAAUGGUGAAGUGCUAUUUUUCAGGGUUUCCGGCUAUAUCAUGUCAGACAAGCUUGAGGUCCCACGUAGGAAAGUGCUUAAAAAUUGGCAUGUGGGUUUGAAUAAGGAUCCAGUGGACCGUACCCAUCCUGAUGUUCAUGAUGACCAACUUGUCCAAGAAGCUACUAUCGCGAAUUCUAUGUCCCAAAUGAAUGGAAGCCGACACGAAGUUAAUUCCUCAGCUUCCACAUCAACAGAAAGUCACCCUGACACAAAAAGUGUGUCUAAUCCAGAGCCUGAAAAGAAAAUAAAUGGAAGCCAAUCAGAGGAGAGUAUUAACACAUCAACAGAAAGUCACCCUGAUACAAAAAAUGUGUCUAAUCCAGAGCCUGAAAAGAAAGUAAAUGAAAGCCAAUCAGAGGAGGGUAUUAAGAUGCCAACUAAUUCAUCUGUCAGUGCUGGUUCUGUGGAGACUGUUAAUGCAGACAACAAGACUAGCACUGGGAGGCGACUGCUGGAAGAUAACAACUUAAAAGGAGCUGAACAAGUUGGUUCUGAAUCCAAAGGUAAGGAAGAAGUUCAUGCUGCAACUGUGGAAAAUGAGGAAGGACUGGAAGCAGAUGCUGAUUCAUCUUUUGAGUUAUUCCGCAAUAGUGAUGACCUGGCUGAUGAGUACAACUAUGAUUAUGAUGAUUAUGUUGAUGAAUCAUUGUGGGGUGAUGAAGAAUGGAUUGAAGGGAAGCAUGAGAAAUUAGAGGAUUACGUGAAUGUUGACUCACACAUCUUGUCCACUCCUGUCAUUGCAGAUAUUGACAAUGAUGGCGUAAUGGAAAUGGUUGUUGCUGUUUCUUAUUUUUUUGACCAAGAGUAUUAUGACAACCAGGAGCAUAUGAAAGAAUUGGGCGAUAUUGACAUUGGGAAAUAUGUUGCUGGUGGUAUUGUUGUUUUUAAUCUGGACACAAAACAAGUCAAGUGGACUGCAGAACUUGAUAUGAGUACAGAUACAGCAAACUUCCGAGCGUACGUAUAUUCUUCUCCAACUGUUGUAGACUUGGAUGGUGAUGGGUAUCUGGACAUUCUUGUUGGAACUUCUUAUGGCCUAUUCUAUGUGUUAGAUCAUCAUGGUAAAGUUAGAGAGAAGUUCCCUCUUGAAAUGGCCGAGAUUCAAGCAGGUGUUGUUGCAGCUGAUAUUAAUGAUGAUGGAAAAAUUGAGCUAGUUACUGCUGAUACCCAUGGAAAUGUUGUUGCAUGGACCCCCAAAGGAGAUAUGAUUUGGGAAAAGCAUCUGAAGAGUCUUAUUCCACAUGCUCCAACUAUUGGUGAUAUUGACGGGGAUGGCCGUACGGAGCUUGUUGUACCAACACUAUCUGGGAAGAUUCAUGUUCUUGAUGGAAGGGAUGGAUCACCUAUUGGACGGUACCCAUUUAUAACUCAUGGAAGAAUAAUGAAUCAAAUUCUUCUAGUUGAUUUAAGUAAACAGAAGGAGAAGAAGAAGGGAUUGACCCUUGUUACCUCUUCGUUUGAUGGUUAUUUGUACCUCAUUGAUGGACCUACAGGCUGUGCUGAUGUUGUUGACAUUGGUGAAACUUCAUAUAGCAUGGUCUUGGCAGACAAUGUAGACGGUGGGGAUGAUCUUGAUCUGAUUGUCUCGACAAUGAAUGGCAACGUCUUCUGCUUCUCGACUCCCUCACCUCACCAUCCCCUCAAGGCAUGGAGAUUGCCUAACCAAGGAAGAAAUAAUGUUGCAAAUCGGUACGGUCGUGAAGGCAUCUAUGUCACUCAUCCUUCAAGGGCUUUCCGUGAUGAGGAAGGAAAGAGUUUUUUUGUGGAAAUUGAGAUUGUUGAUAAUUAUAGAUACCCAUCUGGUCAUCAAGGACCAUACCAUGUCACUACUUCCUUGCUUGUCCCUGGUAAUUACCAAGGAGAGAGAACAAUAAAGCAGAACCAGACCUAUUAUCAGCCUGGUAAACAUCGAAUUAAGCUGCCAACUGUGGGAGUAAGGACUACAGGAACAGUUUUGGUCGAGAUGGUUGACAAAAAUGGACUCUAUUUCUCUGAUGAAUUCUCUCUUACAUUCCAUAUGCACUACUAUAAAUUGUUGAAGUGGCUUCUUGUUCUUCCAAUGCUUGGGAUGUUUGGUGUGCUGGUCAUCCUUCGCCCACAAGGCCCAGUGCCAUUGCCAUCAUUUUCAAGGAACAACGAUUAGCGACGAUUAUUUUGUUUCAUGCUCCAGGCACCUUUGAGCUCAGGAAAUGUGAAUACUUCUUUACAUCAAGUUGAGUUAUGCCUGGGUGCCGCAGUGAGCUUUGAUGACGUAGUCAAAGUGGAUAUUUUAUUAGAAGCAUUUGUUCAAGCUUUGGUUCAGGGAUAGUUGAGGGUUGCAACACAGUGAAUGAGAUCCGGAUAUUGGAAUUUUGCCCUUUAUGUGUAGUGCAAUCAGAUACUGAAAUGUAGAACUGAACUAUGUGUUUUUGGCAUCUUUAGAACAGAAUAGAUAUUUAUAAUAAUAUAUAGCUUUCUCUGAUUUAUUUCUA